CAAAAUCGUCCUAAGUUCUAAUGCUGCUAUUACCAGGUUGUUUAAGUUAGCUCUAUGUGCUCCUAUCUAAUAAAAUAUAAAUAGGAUGAGAGAGGAAUAGGAUAUAAACUUUUAUUGAAAUGCCUUAAAAUAUCCUUCCACAGCUAAGAAAAAGAGAAUGAGAAAGUUAUUAGAGGCACAAUUCCUUAAAGUCACUACACCAUUCGAAAGGCUUAAUAUUAGUUUCAAAGGGCCUUUAUCGUCCAUAAUUUCAUAACCAAGUUUGAAACUCAUUAUAUUUACUCUUAUUAGUUAAUAUUUAGUCAAUUUUUUUGUGAUUUUAUUCAGUAUAUACUAUACUGUCUGCCUAAGUAGUAAGUUAGUUAGUUGUACUCUAUGGUUAUAUUGUUGUAAUAUUUUGUUUUUCCUUGAUACUUUUGUUUAGUAUUAAAAAAGUGUAAUUUCAAUUUUUGUAGAUCCUACUUAUUAAAUUAUUCAUAAUUCACAAUAUCAUUCGUGAGGUACGAUAAAUAUCUAUAUACAGGACUUUUUACGAUAGUUUGAAUCAUUGGAGAGAAAGAGUUCCAGACAAGCUUUUAUUAAAUUUAAUAUACUAAAAUGCUUGACAAAAUCUUAUACAAUACUGUAUUAUGCCAAAGUUUCUCACCUUGUGGUAAAUAUUUAGUAGCCGGUAAUAUAUACGGUCAAUUAGCAGUUUUUGACUUAGAUUGUAUUUUUAAUCCAAACCCAGAGCUACUAUCACCAGACUACAAUAAAGCUAAACAAAUUCAUACCCUUGAUUCAGGCAAACAAAUAUGUAGUCUUGUAAGUACUAAAAAGUUUUUAAUAGCUGGAACAGUCAAUGAAAUUUAUGGUUGGGAUUGGAAAUCUGUCCUCAAUGUGAAAUUAUGCAAACCAGCAUGGACCAUGCGGAUAAAAUCAGAAUCAAUAGUACAAUGUGAUAUUAAUUGCCUUUGGCUGACUGACAAUGAAGAGAGGUUGUACGCGGGCUGUGGUGACAAUAAAGUGUAUGCUAUUAACUUGGAAGAUGGUAGCUUGGUACAGACAUUAAGUGGACAUGACAACUUUGUGCACUGUGUGCAUGGCAAUAAUACUACACAACUCAUUUCCGCUGGUGAAGAUGGCUUAGUUCUACUCUGGGAUUUGAGAACUAGCAAAUGUCAAAAUAAAAUAGAACCAUAUAAGAAUAGUAAAGUUGCUAGACCUGAUGUGGGCAAGUGGGUUGGUGCAGCAUCACUAAGUGAUGAUUGGCUUGUAUGUGGCGGAGGCCCACGUCUUGCGUUAUGGCAUCUACGCUCUUUGGACGCUGUUACAGUCUUCGAUAUCCCCGAUCAUGGCAUUCAUGUGGCGUCUUUCCUUGACGAUUGUGUUCUAGCGGGAGGAACGGCCCAACAUCUUUAUCAGCUCAGCUACUCUGGAGAUGUUAGAGUUGAACUGCCUGUGUCUUCAACAACCGUGUACUCUGCCAUUGUACGGACAAGCCCAAAUAAAGUUAUAUCCAUUGCUGGUUCUAGUACGGACAUUGAUCUGUGUACUUCGUUUAAUUAUAGGGAUCAAGUGUUACAUUUUAGAUGAUUAAAUGAUUUUGCCUA
This is a messenger RNA of Pieris rapae (cabbage white), 1592 nucleotides long. RefSeq names its product THO complex subunit 6 (gene thoc6). The transcript is spliced from 4 exons. The coding region runs from base 598 to 1575 and encodes 325 amino acids. Gene Ontology annotation, molecular function: protein binding. Gene Ontology annotation, cellular component: transcription export complex; THO complex. Gene Ontology annotation, biological process: mRNA export from nucleus. Lineage: Eukaryota; Metazoa; Arthropoda; Insecta; Lepidoptera; Pieridae. The record is from RefSeq and is a predicted model, not a curated record.